Molecule: messenger RNA, 3351 nt
Organism: Paramuricea clavata
Lineage: Eukaryota; Metazoa; Cnidaria; Anthozoa; Malacalcyonacea; Plexauridae
Source: the annotation of a GenBank genome assembly
GUAAUAAUGUUACAAUACAUGGUUGGUUGCGUCUCCUGGUUACUCACUGUCAGAAGAUUAAAAAGAUUUUCUUGACCGCUCUAAGGUAAUGCCAAAAUUUAUACAGUAAAGCUCUAAUAUUUUCUGAAAGUGGGCAUAAUACUUUAUUGUAACGAUAUAUUGAUUGGUAAAUUGAAGCUAAUUAUUUCCAUGUUUGCUGACUCAUGUUUCAAUAUUGCUAUACUCCAUGUAAGUCAUUAGUCUCCCUCACAGCCGUUCUUUGUGUCUAGGUUUCUCCUCACGAACGGCUGCUCACUCGAGCACAACAUUCCAUUCCCUUUGUCUUACGUUAGCCAAUCAGAUUUAGCGACAUAAAUAUCUAAAUAAAUUUAGCGACAUAAAUAUCUUAAUAAGUCCAAGGUCAUGUUUCCGAAAUUUAGAAACAUUACUGUGAUUGGUUGUUUUCAGGAAAGGAAUGUUGUGCUCGAGUGAGCAGCCGCUCGUGAGGAGAAACCUCGACACAAAGAGCGGCUGGGAGGGAGACUAGUAAGUCAUCUGUGUUUUUUUUUUAUAGAACUGUAUCUGACGAUGAUCUCAUUGCCAUUUUUGAAAACUGUACUUUCUUAGAACAACUCGACAUUCUUGGAAACUCGAAUAUUUCAAAGAAAUCUGCAGACACGUAAGCUUUAUAUGUUAUAUUUUACAAAAGGUAUUUUAGGAUUAGGUAAUCAUGCAACCGCCAAUUAAACACUACAUAGUUGUACCAUAUUUCAAUUGGAUCCUAUAUUGGAGAAGGUGUGAUUUUCCGUAUUCUAUGCAGCUAAUUCAGCACAAGAUUGCCCUAUCCACAGUGCCCUAUCCAAAGCAAAACUCAAAACCGCAAAAUCUCGAUCCAAGGCGGGGAAAGCACAAUCACAUCAUGUAAUCAAUGCGGGCAUGGAAGUUGUGUUUUGCAAAAUGCUAUUAGUAAAGAGACAUCAGUGAGCUCUCUCUCUCUAUAUAUAUACAUACAGUAUAUAUAUCUGGAGCAAAAACUCUCGAGUCCAAAAAGUGAUCCCAAGAUGGUGGAAAUUGAAGAGCUAUGCAGUUCCAGUCCCUUUCUAUUGUUUUUGCGUGCGCGGUUAAAACGAAGCUGGAAUGGAGUGUACCGAAAUUUCGUAUUUUGUCAUCGAUUUAAAGAAUAACGCUGCGGUUUUAUUAGCUGGGAAAAUGGUAGUAAAACUGUUUACGACCUUCAUAGCUAUUGGACGUCAAUUUCAGCCAUCUUGGCUUCACUUUUCGCAUAGGCCGAAUGACUGAAAUGCUUGCUCCAGAACUAUAGAGCUCACCUUUGAACUCUAAGGGAACUGUUUAAGGUUCCCUUAGAGUUCAAUAGAGCCCACUGAGAGACAUAACUUUUCUGGUUGCGCAUGCGAGUUUUGAUGUUCAGAGGACAGCGUUAAUUGAAUUAGCUGCAUGUAUACUGUGAAUCCUCCUAUGGAAUCAUCCCUGUACGUAGGAAAUCUAACACUGAUGUCAUUUCCUAUUAGAAAAUUUGCAUGCUUUCUAUGCAGGCGAGCCUAACAUAUCAAAUAUCUUCUAAAUUGUUAGAGGAGAUAUAAAGGGACCCAUGCAAAAAAUCAUCACUCAACGAACAUUUACCCAACGAAGGGGCUAGAACUAGGCCAUGUAUUGUUUUUUCUUCCAAGGGAUCGCUGUGAGUAAAAAUUUGCAUUAUUAAAAUGUCUAUUGAACAAUGUUUAUAACUUCUUUGUACGGGUUUGCAUGUGAUAAAAUGUAAUGAUUUUGGUUUGUGAUAACAAAAAAAUGGUAAAAUUUUCUGGAUCGUCAUAAAUUUGAUACUCCAGAACUACGAAUGCAACUGUAAGGCACUUUCUUAGCUACUUGAGACACUCUCAUUCAUCAUCGGUGGACAUAGAUAACCAGUAGCUUGUUUUGCCGGAGUUCAGUAUGACCUGCCAUAAGCUAUUACAGUAUGACCUGCCAUAAGCUAUUACAGUAUGACCUCAUUCUCGUACCCAGAGCCCUUCUUACGCGCGGUGCGACGAGGCGCUCUGGCCAAAUCCAUAACCGGAUACCAUAAAAACAUGGUAAGAAAACAAUAUCCGGUGUUAGAACUAGCCAAUCAGAUGCCAGUUUGGAUAUGGAUUUGGCCAGAGCCCCUCGUCGCACCGCGCGUAAGAAGGGCUCUGGGUACGAGAAUGAGUAUGACCUGCCAUAAGCUAUUACAGUAUGACCUGGGCAUAUCAGAGGCUUACGUAUCCAACGACAUAACUUUAUAGUACGAUUCCGUUGUCACUUCUCCCGCAGUUUGGUUUUUAGGAGAAUUCUUGUAAAACAGUUAUUUAAUUUUUUUCAGGGUCCUUAUGGAAUGCAAGCAUCUCAAGUUUUUUGAUGUGUCGUUCUGUUCUGAUCUGGAUGAUGAGUGGUAUCGUGGGGCUAAACAACGUUACCCACACGUGGAUUUAAAGAAGAGUGUUCAAUAUGUUCAACCUCGAGAUUAAGAACAAUUUGACGUUAGGUAAAUCCUUCGUUGAAAACUCUCCAACUAAGGUCUUGAUAACGAGGCUCUAUAUAUAUAGAGUAUAUACCAUUGGUAUAUCCUUUCCAGAAGAGUGUAUUUACCUCGCGUAUACAGCUAACCGUGGUGAUUAGGAAUCUUUUUUAUAAUUAACUAAUUAAUUAGCAAACGCUAUGUCUAUGAUUUUAUAAAAAAUAAGGUGUUGAGUUACUAGCUCUUAACCGUAUUGGAUAUAGACAUAUAUUAAAUUAUAUAUGUAAUGUAAGGAAUGUAAGAAAUUAUUUUAUUCAUAUUUAAAUGUAAAUGGGAUUGUUUUGGGGAAUAUGUGUAUAAUAUGUGAAAAUUUUCAAAUAAUAUAUAUAUUGUCUUGCAUGCACUUUCCUGCUUUACAGGUCGAAACUUGAUCAUUAUUCCAUUAUUAUUAUUAUAGAUUAUUCUGCUUACUCCUCAUUGGUGGUUUCAAUUACCGAUUAUACAUCAAGUAUUAUAUAUACGCUUAAUACUUAGUCUGGAAAGGCUAAACAGAAGUCAUUGACAUUGUGUCAUGUUUUUGUCUGAGUUUAUGUUAAUUUGUAAUUUGUUUAUGUUCAUUUGGUCUGGGCGGCUGUAUAAACUAUAUGUCGACAUAAAUAAUACAUUGUCCGAUUGUCGAUUUAUCUCUGCAAUCAGUAAAGUCUAAACUACUGAUUUGCAUUCAACACACAAAAGACAAGAUAGAUCCAAAUUAUUUCACAUCAGUGACCAUGACUUAAUCGCAACAAUUACAACCAAAUGGAAACCAUCGUACGUAGUUGAAAUUAAAAAGUACGUAUGUUGUUAUAACCAGUUUUUAAACUUUUGUUUAGUAGUUG